Melitaea cinxia (Glanville fritillary) is the source of this 1380-nucleotide messenger RNA. Its product is annotated as putative inorganic phosphate cotransporter. Gene Ontology annotation, molecular function: transmembrane transporter activity. The coding region runs from base 1 to 1380 and encodes 459 amino acids. The record is from RefSeq and is a predicted model, not a curated record. Gene Ontology annotation, cellular component: plasma membrane. Gene Ontology annotation, biological process: monoatomic anion transport; transmembrane transport. The transcript has 10 exons. Lineage: Eukaryota; Metazoa; Arthropoda; Insecta; Lepidoptera; Nymphalidae.
AUGAAGUUUCAAGUGUUUAAGAAGAGUUCGUUUUUGGGAGUUCGUCAUCUCCAAUGCUUUUUGCUGUUCCUCGCGAUGGUUAUUGCGUUCUCAAUGAGAGUCAACAUAAGCAUGGCGAUAGUUUCUAUGACUGACACCACUCAAGAAAAUUCAUUCGCCUGGAGUUUGCAGAUCCAAAGCGUGAUCCUCUCCUCUUUCUCCUGGGGUUAUGUAGUACUACAAAUCCCUGCUGGCGAACUGGCAACUAGAUUUGGAGGAAUGAUCCUAAUUACCACUUGUAUUGGGGUUAAUUCUAUUGUAACUUUGCUGAUACCAACAGGAGCGUAUUAUGGUGGAUGGCCAAUUUUAUGUUUGUGUCGUACUCUCCAAGGCUUGUCUCAAGGAUUUUUAUUCCCUACAGUACACCAUUUGAUCGGAAAAUGGGUUCCCUUGGAAGAGAAAGGUAGAUUGGGUUCAUUUAUAUAUACAGGUGCUCAAUUAGGUACAGCACUUCAACUCAUCGCUGCUGGGUUUAUAGCUGAUUCUUGGGGUUGGCCAGCGAUCUUCUAUGUCACUGGUAUUCUCGGUACGAUCUGGACGAUUGCCUACUUAUUUCUAGGAUCUGCCUCUCCAAGAAGCUCCAAAAUUAUUAGUGAUGAUGAACGAACUUUCAUCGAAAGCUCAUUAGGACAUCUUGGUAAAGAUCAAAAGAAAUUAUCGACACCAUGGAAGUCUGUGUUGACUUCUUUACCUUUCUAUGCCUUGAUGAUGGCUCAGUGUGGUCACAUUUGGGGUUUGUGGACUUUGAUGACCGAAAUACCUUCCUACAUGAAAAGAGUCUUAGGAAUGGAUAUACAAUCGAGUGGUGUACUAUCGGCCCUACCUUAUAUCACCAUGUUCUUGCUAAGUUUUCCAGUUGGCUAUGCGUCAGAUUUUAUCUUGAAGAAAAAAUGGGUAUCCGUCACAGUGUGCAGAAAAUUAUUCAAUUCUUUGGGAUUAUAUGGCCCAGCGAUAGCUUUGCUCGGCCUAUCUUACGUCCCGUCUGGUGAUUUAAUGUUGGCUGUGAUACUUAUGAUUAUUGUCGUUGGACUCAAUGCUGGACAUUACACCGGUUUCUUGUUGGUGCACAUCGACAUGGCUCCGAACUUCGCCGGAACUUUAAUGGGCAUCUGCAAUUUUGUGUCCAAUGUAAUUUCUAUACUCGCACCCCUUAUUGCUGGCGCUUUGAUCAAAGACGAGGCGGAUCCAUACGAAUGGCGUAAGGUAUUCUACCUCUCUUCAGCAGUUUACAUAUUUACUAACACGUUUUUUGUCAUUUUCGGUACAUCUGAAAGGCAAACAUGGAACGAUGUACAAGUAAAAACAAAUGAAGAAAAUCAUACAACAGAUACUAAGCCUUAA